AUGUUUCUGAGGAAGCUUAGAAUGCACCAAAAAACCUACUCCAGGCGCAAAUCAGUAAUUCCUGACGAGCCAACUAAAAUAAAAGCAAGUGCUGAAGGAACACCUAACAGUUCAAUGGUAAAUUCUGGAAUGGUAUCUUCAAGUAAGAGAGUAUUAACGUCUACUAUUCCUGAGAAAGAAAUACGGGCCGAUAUCCGAAGCUUUUUCGAACCUAUUGAUUCAAUUCCAAAAUUCUCUGAAGAAGCGAAACUAGACAGCUUACCUCAGGUUUCUGCUACAAUACAGAGAAAGCGAAGAUUAAAGUUUGCUGUGCCAGAGAGGCAAGUACAACCUAGUAAAUCCUCAGGAAAACCCAUACCGCACUCAAGGCCGACCCGACAAAGAGUUUUGAAACUAGGAAAAGAUUUCACACAAUGCAAGAUAUGUGGCAUGGUUUAUGCUUUUUGGGAGAAAAAGUCUCACGAACUCUAUCAUAAAAGAUCUAUAAUGGAGUUCAAUCCUCUUAUUAAGUGCGAAAAGGCGACAAUUUAUGGACAAGAAUUCCAAGGUAAAAGGCUUUGCAUCCAAGUACUCAAUCGGAAUACUGAUGCUUCACUUCGGAAAUUUGGAGAGAAGGCCCUACAGUUCUCUUCUGACAACGGGUUGGAAAUGGAGCAAAUAGACCCCGAAGUUCUAUGGGAGCUCACAAGUAAUCCCCAUGAUCCAUGCGAUCCACUCAAGGUCUUUCGCUUCAAGCUCUACACGAUGUUUCAUGACAAUAAACUCGCCGCUCUACUCCUUGCUGAGCGAAUUGGAUAUGGAGUCCACGAACAUGAGAUUAGUAAAUAUAUGGAGGGCGAUAAUCCCUCAAAGCAGGAUCUAUACAUUGAAAGAGCGAAAGGAUAUCCAUCUAAAUGUACCAAACAAAAAGUGUACAUGAGUGUGGAGCGGAUUUGGGUGCAUGAGGGGUAUCAGCGUCAGGGCUUAGCUACCAUGCUUCUCGACCAAGCUCGCCAGAAUUUCUUUUAUCCUCUUUCCCUUGCAAGAAAUGAAGUAGCUAUAUCAUGGCCCACUGAAGCUGGGAAAAGAUUUUUCAGCAGAUAUUUCCGGGGAGCAUUCUCGGAAUCAUUGGAAAAUGCACACUCGUCUUUCUUGGUUAAUUUAAGUGAUACUUCUUCUCUUCUCAAAGAUAAAUAA
Messenger RNA from Blumeria graminis f. sp. triticale, 1176 nucleotides. Lineage: Eukaryota; Fungi; Ascomycota; Leotiomycetes; Helotiales; Erysiphaceae. The record is from the annotation of a GenBank genome assembly.